Molecule: messenger RNA, 819 nt
Organism: Monoraphidium neglectum
Lineage: Eukaryota; Viridiplantae; Chlorophyta; Chlorophyceae; Sphaeropleales; Selenastraceae
Product: putative phospholipase B-like 2
Exons: 9
Biological process (GO): phospholipid catabolic process
Cellular component (GO): extracellular region
Molecular function (GO): glycerophospholipase activity
Source: RefSeq, a predicted model, not a curated record
AUGACCCGCAUCUUUAAGCACUAUGAGUUGAACCUGGGCCUCGAGGGCGUUGCCUCCCGCAAGCUGUCGUUCAGCAGCUACCCUGGGGAGUUGUUCUCUGAUGAUGACCUGUACAUGACUGAUGCCGGGCUGGUGGUGCUGACUCCCAGGAGCGUGCUGAGCUGGCAGCGCGUGCGCUCCGCAAACCUGCUGGCGUCCAGCGGCGCGCAAUGGGUCGAGCUGUUCAAGCGCCACAACAGCGGCACCUACAACAACCAGUACAUGAUUACAGACCUGAACAAGUUCUCCCCCGGCAAGUACAUGGCGCCCGGGACGUUCCAUGUGGUGGAGCAGCUGCCCGGCAUCAUUGAGUCUGCAGACAUGACCGACAUGCUGGCGCGAGGCUAUUGGCCGUCCUACAAUGUGGCAUUCUUCCCCAAAAUCUACAACAAGAGCGGCUACCCCGAGUUCAUAGCCGACAAGGAGCGCAUGGGGGCACCAUUCGAGCAGCCAGCAGACUGGCUGAGAUACCAGAUCUCUCCUCGUGCAAAGAUGUUCCGCCGCGACCAGUCCGAUGCGAAGGACGUCGCCUCGUUCAAGCACGUCAUGCGCUACAACGACUGGCGCCACGACCCUCUGUCGGCGGGGGCGCCGUUUGCCGCGAUCUGCGGGCGCGGGGACCUGGCGCCCGAGGGUGCCGAUUUCGGGCCUGUCCUCAAGGGCUGCUACGAUUCCAAGGUCACCAGCUACAGCCAGGCCUUGAGGCUGGAAGCUGAAGUGGUCAACGGUCCAACCGCUCAGGGGCAGCCCCCUUUUGAGUGGAAGGGGCGCUGGGCCAAC